Messenger RNA from Acipenser ruthenus (sterlet), 896 nucleotides. RefSeq names its product CDKN2AIP N-terminal-like protein. Lineage: Eukaryota; Metazoa; Chordata; Actinopteri; Acipenseriformes; Acipenseridae. The record is from RefSeq and is a predicted model, not a curated record. Bases 109 to 429 code for a protein of 106 amino acids. The transcript is spliced from 3 exons.
GUGGUCUGUGCGCGCUUAGCAUUGUGGGACAGUCUCACGCUUAUUUGUUUCUUUUCUGUGUUGUUCGAAUUUAAAUUGCUGAGAAAGAGAAGGGGAGAGUCGUUAGCAAUGGCCGGGGACGAUGUUGAGGACUUUUUGAAGCAGAACAGAGAUUCCGCGGAUUUAGUUGAGAAAUUUCAGUCCAUUUCUGAGAGCGAAAAACAAUGGAAGUUCCGGAGAGAAUUCAUCUUGAGAAAUCUUUCAGAAUUUCAGGACACAAACAUUGACCAUCUCCUGUCUUUGUCUAUGGUUUGGGCGAACCACGUUUUUCUGGGUUGUCGUUACAGCCAAGACCUCAUGGAAAAAGUGAAGGAAAUGGCAGAAGAUAUUGAAGUCGAAGAUGCACCCGUGUUUAAAACACGAGAUGAGAUCAUGAAGCAGCGUUCAUAAGAGUCCCAGAAUACAAUGCAUUGAAAAGAAGAUUAUCUGCAGCACAGUGAGGACCGUAUCUAAGUGGGAUCUGCAUUGGAUCUUCUGUUAAGGACUAUUUAUUCUCAGGCUUGUAAAGACAAGAACAUUUGUUUUUUAAGGAGUCUUUAAAAUGUAUUAGGAAUGAAUCAGAUAGAAUUGAACAUCAUAAGAUCAAUGAAGUCAGUCAUUUUUUAGAUUAGACCUUGUACAAAUGGUUACUAUUUGGAAUAGUGUUAGUAAAAAAAAAAAAAAAAAGCCAACAAAUUAGGUAUUUAACAAUGUAAACAAUUAAGGAUAUUUUAAAAAUAAUGUGAUAUCUUGUAACAAUUGUAAGUCACCCUGGAUAAGGGCGUCUGCUAAGAAAUAAAUAUUUUAAGAGAAAUAAUUUAACACCACCAAAUAUUAAUUACUGUUCUAAAUAAAGUACUUUUUUUAAAAACAGUAAA